This is a messenger RNA of Micromonas pusilla CCMP1545, 1357 nucleotides long. RefSeq lists its product as uncharacterized. The record is from RefSeq and is a predicted model, not a curated record. Gene Ontology annotation, cellular component: ribonucleoprotein complex. NCBI's taxonomy places the organism in Eukaryota, Viridiplantae, Chlorophyta, Mamiellophyceae, Mamiellales, Mamiellaceae. The transcript is spliced from 2 exons. The annotation marks the transcript as partial. Gene Ontology annotation, molecular function: RNA binding.
CGCGAACGCGGACGAUCGUGCGACGCGCGGGAGCUCCCUCGCGUCCGCGCCUCGUUCGCAUCGCGCGGCGCGGGCGAAGCGCGCGCGCGGUCGCUCGGCGCGCGCGCGCGACCCCACCGCACCGCGCGUCGACGACGCCCCAGGGAGCGAGAGAACUUUUUCGCGCGGGACGGACGCGCAGAUCUCGCGUCGUCGUCGUGCCGACGGUCAGCGUCGGAUGCUCGGCGAGCCGCGCGCGUUCGGCGUCAACGAUCCGUUCGCGACGCAGCCGCCGCCGCGCGCGGGUCUGACCGCGAUCCCCGCGCCGUGGGGCGCGUCGCCGAAGGACGGAUCCACCGGCGUCGCGUCCGCCUCGGGAGCGGGACCCGGCGCGACGACCUCGUCGACGACGACGUCGACGACGUCGACCACGACGGUUUCGACGACCGCCCCGCGCGGUCGCGGCGGCUCGUUCGCGAACCUCUCGACCGGCGCGACGGCGCCGUCGCCGCUGCCCUCCGCCGCCGCCAUGCAGCACGCGCGCAGUGACAACAUGAGUAACGCCGCCACCCAUCAGCAGCAGCACAGCAACGUGUACGUGAAGAACCUCGCGGAGGACGUGGACGAGCUCACGCUGAAGAGCGUCUUCGACGCGUUCGGCGUCGUCGAGUCGUGCUGCGUGAUUAGGGACGUGAGCACGAACACGUCGAGGGGGUUCGGGUUCGUCAAGUUCGACGGCGUCCAAUCCGCGGAGAGCGCGAUCAAGGAGAUGCACGGCAAGAGCGUGCGAGGACGCACGCUGGAGGUGAAGUUCGCGAACAGCGACAGCAGCGCGACGACGGCGGCGGCGGGGAUCGGGACGCCGAGCGAUAACAUCUACGUCAAAGGCUUGCCGCCGCGGUGGACCGAGGUGGAACUGAGAGCGUUCUUCAAGGUGUUCGGGGCGAUCAUCGAGUGCCGGCUGCUGCACGCGUCCGGGACGACGACCGCGGGCGCGCUGAUUCGGUUCGCGAGCGCGGAGCAGGCGGCGAGCGCGGUCGUGACCGCGAACGGGCGCGUCCCCGCGGGGGGCGCCGUCCCGCUCGUGAUUCGAUUCGCCGAUUCGCACGGCAAGGCGAAACGCGGCGCGAAUUCCGGGAAUUCGAACAGUCGCGGGAACAGCGUCCACGGCGGUGUUGGCAUCGACGGCGUGAACAUCCCGGGCGCCCUGAACGGCGGCAACGACUGGGUCCCCGGCGCGUUCGGCGGCGCCGGGCACCCGGGCGUGGUGUCUCCGGGCAGCGCGCUGAUGGCGGCGAUGUCCGCCGCCGCCAUGAGCGCGGGCGGGAGCGUUCGCAACCUCGACAUCGCGUCGAUGCUCCUCGCGCAGCAGCACAAC